Messenger RNA from Coffea arabica (coffee), 3453 nucleotides. RefSeq names its product disease resistance protein RGA2-like. Lineage: Eukaryota; Viridiplantae; Streptophyta; Magnoliopsida; Gentianales; Rubiaceae. Gene Ontology annotation, molecular function: ADP binding. The record is from RefSeq and is a predicted model, not a curated record.
AGAACGUAGCUUUACAAUAUACAAGGAAUUUCUUCAUAUUUGUCGCAUCUGUUGUCGCCUCUCGGGAGUAUUCAUUCCCUCUCAACUUUCCAACAUACGGGGAGUUUCUGCAUAUUUAUCAGAGCUAUUGCAAGAGUAUUUAAACUUUCUCGAGUCACAAGUGAUGGAAGCGUUUGUGGGAAUUCUCGUAGAUACUUUGAAUUCCAUGAUCCAGAAGGAGCUUGGAUUGCUUUGUGGCGUUGCAACUGACAUGCAAAAGCUUUCAAGCUUGCUCUCCACCGCCAAGGCAGUGCUUGAAGAUGCAGAGCAGAAGCAAUUCACAGACAGGGCGAUACAACUCUGGUUUCAGAAGCUCAAUGGUGUUGCCUGUGAAAUAGAUGACGUAUUGGAUGAUUACGCAGCUGAAGCCUCAAGAAUCAAGUACAAAAAUUCUGGUUGUUUUAGUUUGAUGUGUUACCCUGUAGCAGGAAACUUAGUGUUUCGUCACAGGAUUGGGACAAGAAUGAAGGAGAUCCUUGAAAAAUUUAAUGCAAUAGCUGAUGAGCGAAUAAAGCUUGGUUUGAGUGAUCAGAAGCGUGGGAGCUAUUUCAAUGCAAGCCGUGAGACUGGAUCCACGGUAAAUGAACCUGAAGUUCUUGGAAGGGACGAGGAAAAAGAGCAGAUCGUACGCAUCUUGACGAAAGAAAAAGAUAGAGUCGAUCAAAAUGUAUCAGUGCUCCCUAUAGUGGGUGUUGGAGGCCUUGGAAAGACAACACUUGCCCAAUUGAUCUUCAGUGACAAAUGCAUAACCGAGCAUUUUGAGCUAAAACUGUGGGUUUGGGUUUCAGAGGAUUUUGAUGUGAAGAGGAUAAUAAAAGUCUUAAUUGAGUCUGUAGAAAAGACUUCUAUUGGAGACUUAGCCUUGAAUAUUCUCCAAGGAAAGCUUCAAGAGUUGUUGAGAGGGAAAAGAUACUUGAUUGUACUGGAUGAUGUCUGGAAUGAGAAUCCAGAGGAAUGGGAGAAACUGAAAUCUGUUCUGGAAUGCGGAUCAAAAGGUAGUUCAAUUGUCACGACAACUCGCAUGGAGAAGGUUGCCACAAUAAUGGGCACAUUAGAGACACAUCGUCUAUCGAGUUUGUCAGACGACCAGUGUUGGUCACUGUUCAGGCAACGGGCAUUUGGCCGUCAAGAGGCUGAAGAAUAUCCUAACCUUGUAGUUAUCGGAAAAGAGAUUGUGAAAAAAUGUGGUGGUGUUCCGCUGGCUGCAAAGGCUCUUGGAGGCUUUCUACGAUUUAAAAGGGAAGAAAAUGAAUGGAACUCUGUGAAAUGCAGUGAAAUUUGGAACUUACCUGAAGAUGAAACGCGUAUCUUGCCCGCGUUGAGAUUGAGCUACCUUAAUCUUCCGGUGGAUUUGAGAGGUUGCUUUGCAUAUUGUGCAGUAUUUCGCAAGGGAUCUAAAAUUGAAAAAGAGGAGGUAAUACAUUUGUGGAUGGCAAAUGGAUUGAUUUCAUCUAAUGAAACGAUGGAAGUGGAAGAUGUUGGUGAUGCUGUGGUGACUGAACUACAUCAUAGAUCAUUGUUCCAAGCUGUGGACAAAGAUGAAUUUGGCCAUGUUCUCAUUUUUAAGAUGCAUGACCUUGUCCAUGAUCUGGCUCAAUCAGUAAUGGAGGCGAAACACGGUGGAACAGAGUCAAAUAGACCCAUUAGGCUAAUGGUGGCUUUUCAUAUUACAAGCGCAGGCAUUGACCAGUUUUCUUCUUUCUUGUCAAAAUGUGGUUCCCUGAGGGCACUCAUUGUAAGAUCAAUGCCGUUGGAGGAAGCAGGGUUUACAGAGUUGCCACCUGCAGUAAGCAAACUGAAACAUUUAAGGCAUCUAAAUCUUUCAGCAUCUUUAAUUGUUGAACUACCCAAUUCAAUUUGUGGCUUGUGGAAUUUGCAAAUUUUAAACCUGAAUGGUUGUGUCCAACUUCAGAGUCUACCCAAAGGCAUGAGAUUCCUCAGAAAUCUUCGACAUCUUUGUCUACAAGACUGCUGGGGUUUGACUCACAUGCCAAGUGGAAUUGGGAAGUUGAUUUGUCUGCGGACGUUGAGUAAGGUCGUCCUGAGUGGCAAAAAAGGCUUCCAACUAAAUGAGUUGCAAGACCUAAAUAUGCUUAGAGGAAAGCUAAUAAUUGAGCACCUUGAGAGGAUUAAAGACAAAAAGGAUGCAGAAGAAGCUUGUUUAAUUAAAAAAGAGAGUCUCCGCGAGUUGUAUUUGUGUUGGGAUUCCGAAAGAACGCUUCGACAGUACAAUGAUGAGGAAGUGCUUGAAGCCCUCAAACCCUGCCCCGACCUUCAAUUGCUGUGUAUAGACGGCUUCAAAGGUUCAUCAUUUCCAUCUUGGAUUUCAACAGUAACAAAUGUUGGUGUGAACGAAAGUUCAACUGAGUACAUAUAUGGGGCCCAGGAGAGUACUGCUGCAGCCGCUGCAAGGUCCUCAUCAAUGAAACAACUGGAGUUAUUGGACAUGCCCAACCUAAAAGGAAUGUUAGGAAGAGAAGUCCAAGGUACUCUCGGGGUAUUCUCUCGACUUGAAUCCUUGUCUUUUCACUGUUGCCCAAUGUUGACAUUGCCAUUGCUGCGUAUGCCGUCCCUAAAGGAGUUAGACAUCAAUAUGUGCCCGAACAUGGCAUGGGCUUCAAUCUCCAAUCUCACUAGUCUUCAAUGCCUUAUAAUUGAGUCGAUUGAAGGAUUGAGUUGUUUUCCAGAAGAGAUGCUACAAAAUCUUAGUCUUCUUGAAUCCCUGGGUAUUAGUGACAUGAAGGAUCUGCGAGCCUUACCCAAAAGCUUGGCUAGCCUCACGGCUUUGAAGAAAUUGACCAUCAGGGAAUGUCCCGAGCUGGAGUCUCUGCCAGAAGAAGGAUUGCGAGGCCUUGCCUCUUUGCAGGAACUCCGUAUCGAGAAAUGCUAUGAUUUGGUGAGUCUAUCAAUGGGGACUAAAGCCCUCAAAUCCCUGACUCAUCUAAGCAUCGACGGGUCAAACGCGACAGCUCUGCCAGAGGAAGUCAAACAUUUCCCUAAACUGCAAAAACUGGUGCUGGAUGAUUUUCGCAAUCUAACUUCAUUGCCAGACUGGUUUGGAGACCACCUCACUUCUCUUCAAGACCUGACACUAUGGUCUUGUCCGAAGCUUGAAACACUUCCAUCCAGCAUUCAAAUGAUGACAACACUCCAAAGUUUGACUAUAGAGGAGUGCUACCUACUGGGUCCACGGUGUGAAAGGGGAGGAGAGGAAUGGCACAAAAUUAAGCACAUCCCGGCCCUGAAAGUUGAGUGGCUGCAUAUAACAUAAUUACGUAAUAAAGUAUUUGUGUACUGUCAUGUAAGUGUGGAGAAGACCAACACUUGUACCUAAUUGAUACCAUGCCUAGUUGAUAUGAAUUCAGUCAUUUGCUAGAGCUUGGAUUAAAUGAAGAAGAUAUUGGGAUUUGACUG